UUCCCAUCUCAAAGCAUUGAGUGUCCUACCCCUGGUGAAGUAGCAUUGAUAUUUGUUAGGAUGAUCGAAGUGCGGUAUACCCGUAAUCUAUUCCUACGUGGAAUUUGUAUCAUUUACCUCUUUGCAUUUGUGAGCUUCUAUGUUCAGAUACCAGGACUUUAUGGAGACAAUGGAUUAUUACCAGCAAGAACGCAAUUAGAUUUCAAAGGAAAACCAUCAUUGUUGCAGAAGUUUAGUCAAAAACCAACGCUAGCAUGGUUUGCUCCUUAUUUAGGGUUGAAUGUUGAAUAUACUCUUGAUGUAAUAGCUCUACUUGGAGCAGUGAUAUCAUUUUUAGGAUUUAUCUCCCAAAGAUUUUGUACGUGGCCAAUUUUUAUGGCAUUAUGGUCUCUUUAUUACUCGCUUUAUCAAGUUGGACAAGUUUUUAUGCAGUAUCAAUGGGAUACUUUAUUGUUAGAAGCAGGAUUUUUGUGUAUUCUGAUCGCACCAUUUUAUGUUCCGGCAAAAGGAAAAAUAAGUACACCUAGUGAUACCGUUACAUUUUGGUGUGUACGUUGGCUUUUAUUCCGAUUCAUGUUCUCCAGUGGUGUUGCUAAACUAGCUUCAGGAUGUCCCGCCUGGUGGAGCCUUGAUGCUCUUUCACGUCAUUUUGAGGUCCAAUGCCUUCCUGGAGUAUUUGCUUGGUUCGCUCAUCAUAUACCGUCGUGGUAUCUCCGUUUAACUACGGUCACAAGUAUUAUAUUUGAAUUGGCCAUUCCAUUCUUGUACUUUUUCCCAAACAGAAAAGUUCGUCUAGUAGCAUUUUAUAUUCAGAUUUAUCAGUAUUUGCACAUAAUGGCCACAGGAAAUUGGAAUUUCCGUGACUUCUUGGUGAUUUGUUUGUCAAUUGGACUAUUGGAUGAUCAAUUCUUUUAUAAAAAAAAAUCAAAACAUGAAUCUUCACGUUGGAAAAAUCAUCUUUCCACUUUAGUUUGUAUUUUGGUCUACGCAGCUGUUGUAUACGGAACAAUAGUAUUUUACAGAUUACGAUUACUUGAUAAUUGGACUAUUCAGUCUGAAAUUGGAUUUACACAACAAGAGUUUACUUAUUAUCUCGGUAAAAUAAUUGUUGCUUCAUUUAUCAUCGGAAUAGUUUCAUUAGGAUUUACAGUAGCUGAUGCAAUCACUCACUCCCUUUUAUCAACCAAGGGAUCAAUAAAUACAAUAAUUACUUUUAUUACUACCGUAUUUUAUACAAUUGCUGUAUGCCUGAUUUUUGCUACAAGUUUGGUUCCAUUCUCAAGUUUGCAUCCGUCUCACAAUAUAACGAUUCCAACCCAAGUUAAACAUAUGUACAUGAAAGUUGAACCUUAUCGUAUUGUCAAUGGAUAUACUUUAUUCCGCCGUAUGACAGGACUCGACGGACGUCCAGAAAUAAUAAUCGAAGGAAGUAAUGACAUCGACGGGCCAUGGAAAGAGUAUGAAUUCCUUUAUAAACCAGGAAAUGUUAAUCACUCAAUGCCAUUUGUCGCACCACAUUCACCACGUUUGGAUUGGCAAAUGUGGUUUGCUGCACUGGGAACAUAUCAUCAAAAUCCUUGGAUUAUGUCUCUUACUUACCGAUUACUCAGUAAUCAAAAAGAAGUAUUGGCUUUACUAAAUAAUGUAGAGAAACCAUUCGGUGACAAACCUCCAAAAUAUAUCCGUGGUAAUCUUUAUCAUUAUCAUUUUGUACCAUGGGAAAGAAACUGGAAUAGCGAAAGCUGGUGGACUAGAGAAAAAGUUGGAGAAUAUUUCCCAAUAUUUAGUCGCGAUCAUCCACCAUUGUUGGAAUAUCUUAAAAAGUUAAAUAUUUUACAAGAUAAACCAACCACUAAAGUAACAAAUAAAGUAAUGAAGACAGUUCUUGAUAGUCUGAGAAUGGUAGUUGAAAAAAUAGAACCCAGUUUACUUAUAUGGAGUAUCUUUACCGCAGCAUGUGCAAUAAUUAUGACUGGUAAAACUACUCAUCCAUCAAAAAAAAAUAAAUAGUUUUUUUUUUAAGUAUAAUAAUUAAUUUCAAUAAACAAAAGUGAUGUUAAAUGUAUAAUAUAUCUUUAUAUAACUGCAUUUUAUUAAAUAUUUAUCUAUCAACCAGUGUAUAAUUCACAAAUCAAGACUUUAAUAUAGUAAAUCUAUUGUGAAUCUCUAUAUGUAAUCAUUUUUUUUUUUUUUUUUUUUUUUUUAUUAGUACAUAUAAAAUAAUUUUUAAUAUUUUUUUUUUGCUCUUCCAUUUAAA
Molecule: messenger RNA, 2257 nt
Organism: Microplitis mediator
Lineage: Eukaryota; Metazoa; Arthropoda; Insecta; Hymenoptera; Braconidae
Product: lipase maturation factor 2-like
Exons: 10
Coding region: 61-2010 (649 amino acids)
Biological process (GO): protein maturation
Cellular component (GO): endoplasmic reticulum membrane
Source: RefSeq, a predicted model, not a curated record